Molecule: messenger RNA, 4074 nt
Organism: Pseudophryne corroboree (corroboree frog)
Lineage: Eukaryota; Metazoa; Chordata; Amphibia; Anura; Myobatrachidae
Gene: FMNL1
Product: formin like 1
Exons: 26
Coding region: 291-3851 (1186 amino acids)
Biological process (GO): cell migration; regulation of cell shape; cortical actin cytoskeleton organization
Cellular component (GO): cytosol
Molecular function (GO): small GTPase binding; actin filament binding
Source: RefSeq, a predicted model, not a curated record
CACUUUGGGAAGUAAACUCUGCCUCUAACUCAGAAAAUACCUUAUUUCAGAUGUACAAAUAAUACAUUUCCACACUUUCCUUUCUCCAUGUAACCUGUGGUCUUUGUGGCAAAAUUAUGAUGUAAAGAUCGCUCGCUAAAGUAUUAUCGGAAGUUGGGUGUGUCACCAUCAGACUUUACUGAUUCUGUUAGAGUUCUGUAGACUGUCUGUGCCUGAUUUAUCCGUCAUACGUCCUAUAUUGAACAUCAAGCCUGGAUCUAGGUGUGUGGAAACGUGGAGUAACUUGGAUUAUGGGGAACGCUGCUGGGUCCCUGGAGAUGUUCCAGGUCCGGGAUUCUAAGGCACAGCCAUCCGCUGGGACUCCGCCACAGAAGCAGAGAGAAGGGACCACUUCUAAACUUCCAAGGCCAAAUUCAGGGGAGCUGGAGGAUAGAUUCAACGUAGUGCUGAAUGCUAUGAACCUUCCACCAGAUAAGAUAAGUGUUCUUCGACAGUAUGACCAAGACAAGAAAUGGGAGCUGGUGUGUGACCAGGAGAGAUUCCAGGUAAAGAGCCCACCUGCUGCCUACAUACAGAAACUGAGAAGCUAUGUGGAUACAGGGGGGAUCAGCCGGAAGUUCAAGAGGAGGGUCCAGGAGUCCACCCAGGUUCUAAGAGAACUGGAAAUCUCCCUAAGAACUAAUCACAUUGGGUGGGUGGAAGAAUUUCUGAGUCCGGAGGUUGGAGGCCUAGAUGCUCUAGUGGAUUACCUGUCUUUUGCUCAGUGCAUCUUCCCGUCAGAUACGGAGAGUUCUGAUAAUGGCACAGCUGAGAAACCAAAGUUGUUACAGAGAUCCUUGGAGGAUCUUAACACAAGCAGCUCAUCCUCUUCGCCCACAACCGCAACCGCACCUUCAAGAACACGACACCUGACUGCCAGAUAUCUUUACAAUCGGGCCACAAUGAGAAACUCUCGACACAUGAAUAUCAAGGAUGAUGUACAUGUGUGCAUCAUGUGUUUGCGGGCAAUCAUGAACUACCAGUCAGGCUUCAGUAUGGUGAUGUCUCAUCCGUCCUGUGUCAAUCAGAUUACUCUCAGCCUUACCAAUAAGAGCCCCCGCACCAAGGCCCUCGUUCUAGAGCUACUGGCUGCUGUGUGUCUAGUCCGUGGAGGACACGAGUUAAUUCUCUCAGCUUUCAACUAUUUUAUGGAGGUUUGCCGUGAAGGAUCCAGGUUUGAAAAACUCAUGGAAUAUUUCAGGACUGAAGAUUCCAACAUUGAUUUUAUGGUGGCUUGCAUGCAGUUUAUUAAUAUUGUGGUUCACUCUGUAAAAAACAUGAAUUUCCGGGUCUACCUGCAGUAUGAAUUUUCCCUGUUAGGACUGGAUGAGUAUCUUGAGGUGCUGAAGCACACAGAGAGCGAGCGGCUCCAGGUCCAAAUACAAGCCUAUCUUGAUAAUAUAUUUGAUGUGAACAGUCUUCUCGAAGACACAGAAAACAAGAAUGAGAUGCUGGAACAUGUAGAGGACCUCCAGGGACAUUUAGUUCACCUCACAGAGAAGUUACAGCAAACUGAGAAUGAAUACAUUAGGAAAGUGGCUGAGCUGGAGAAACAGCUGGAUCAGACUCGUAAGGAGCAGAGUGCAGGAAAGGAGAAGCAUGCUUCACAUCACCCACUGGUUUCCCAUCAAAACAUAACUGGUAUAAAGGCAAUUAACCAAGGAGUACUCUGGGUUGAACCUGCUGGUGACACUUGUACAGACGAUUCUUCUUCUUUAAGUGAACACACAGAGUCUCCAGCUACCACAGCAGUACCCCCAACCUCACCAUCAGCCAUCAGGUUGACCAUAGUAACAACAUCUACUCCAGAUACCUCUACGGAUGAGUUGGAAGUAUCAUCUGACACCCACACUUCAUCCUUGCCUCUAUUAUCAGGAUUGGAAUCAGAGGUCCACUUUGUAUCACCUGUUCCACCAUUUUCAGAGCUAGAUACCAGUACCGUCACUGUUACUCCUCCUUUCCCAGGAAGCAAGAAUGAUGAGGCGUGUCAUUCAUCUCCUCUUCCAACACUUAUCCCUUGUGCACUUGUUGGUCAACCUCAUCCUUUAACAUCUACUACUGAAUCUGAUCCUCAUCCACCACCACCCCCUCCACUUCCUAGUGCUCUCAGUGUACCCCCUCCAUCUCCUCCUCUUUCUGCAGUUAUUCAUGGCCCACCUGCACCACCACCUCUCCCUAGUAUACCACCUGUGCCGCCACCACCACCACCCCUUGGUGGCCAACCAGCUGCACCACCACUCCCUGGUGGCCCACCUGCUCCACCACCCUUAGGUGGCCCUACUGCUCCACCACCACCCCUAGGUGGCCCACCUCCACCACCACCACCACCACCCCCUGGUGGCCUUCGCCAUUCUACAGGCUCUGCUCCACCGUCAGCAGGUGCUCUACACACAGGUGUGAGUAUUAAGAAACCUGUCCAGACAAAGCAAAGAAUGCAAAUCCUCAACUGGGUUGCCCUGCAGCCCACACAGAUCACUGGAACAGUCUUUACUCAGCUAAAUGAUGAUAAGGUGCUUCAGGAACUUGACAUGAGUGACUUUGAGAACCAAUUUAAAACCAAGGCUCAGGGACCGAACCAAAACACAUUCUCAAAGAGAGUAAAGGCUGCGCAAAACCAACCAAACAAGGUUUCCCUAAUUGAGGCAAAUCGAGCAAAGAAUCUUUCAAUUACUUUGAGAAAAGGAGGACUGACUCCUGAAGCCAUCACUACUGCUAUUCAGAAGUAUGAUAUGCAGGCUCUGAAUGUGGAUUUUCUAGAGCUCCUCUCAAGGUUCUUACCUACAGACUGGGAGCGGCAGCAAAUCUCUCGGUACCUGCGGGAAGAGAAACCUCUUGACCAGCUGGGGGCAGAAGACAGAUUUAUGGUCCAUCUCUGCUCCAUACCCAGACUGUCUGAGCGAGUUAACACCAUGAUCUUCAUUUCUAGCUUUCCUGAAACCGCUACCCGUCUUACACCGCAACUCAACGCCCUGAUUGCAGCAUCCAUGUCAAUCAAAUCCUCAGAGAAGUUAAAAGGGAUCCUAGAGCUGAUUCUGGCAUUUGGGAAUUACAUGAAUAGCAGUAAGAGAGGAGCAGCAUAUGGAUUCCGGCUGCAGUCGCUUGAUGUGCUAAUGGAGACUAAGUCCACAGACAGGAAGCAGACACUGUUGCAUUAUCUGGUACGAGUGGUCAAAGAGAAAUACCCACAAUUGGCCAAUUUUCAGUCUGAACUACACUUUCUGGAUAAGGCAGGCACAGUGUCCCUGGAUGCUGUGUUGUCAGAUGUUCGCUCACUGCAGGCCGGGAUGGAACAGACUCAGAAGGAAUUUACAAAGCAGGAUGAUAGUCUCCAUCUCAAGGAGUUUCUAAAAUCCAGCAUGGAUGCGAUGGGUCGACUCAUAGUCGACUCAAAAACUGCACAGGAAGCCUAUGAAACAGCUGUUGGGUAUUUUGGUGAGAACAGCAAGACUACUGCUCCUUCAUCCUUCUUCCCCAUAUUCCUGCGCUUUGGGAAAGCCUUUAAGCAAGCUGAGAAGGAUCUAGAGAUGUGGCAGAAGCAGGAGGCUGCAGCCAGCGAGGAGAUGAAACAGUCUCCAGAGAAACAAACACAGUCUCCAUCAACUAAAUCCCCAAGACCACAGGUCAAUCUGAUGGCAGAGCUUAACAAAAAGCUGCAGACAAAAGAGCCACGUGUGUACGAGGAGAACUGGGCAAUAGAAGAUAUAAUAACAGACCUGAGAAACCAGCCAUACAGAAGAACAGACGUUGGCCGGAGAAGUGGAAAGAAGCAGAAUAAUGGACAGACAGUGAGCACUGCAGAUAUAGCUGUCUAAAAUCACCUAUAAGAACAUGAAUAUCUGGAGUCUCUGUGAUAGCUUCCCACUGCGAACUGCUAAUUAUUCUUAGUGUAUAAUAAGACGUAUCCUCAGGUACCCUCAACACCACAUGGUCCAGGAGUGACCACCUGGGAGGCCACAUGGAUGAAUGUUCUGUGUAAGGCACAGAUUUCAAAUCCGAAACCAGAGCUCCAAAUAAAAUUUGAACGUCGUCAUGAAA